Molecule: messenger RNA, 2102 nt
Organism: Canis lupus familiaris (dog)
Lineage: Eukaryota; Metazoa; Chordata; Mammalia; Carnivora; Canidae
Gene: RGS11
Product: regulator of G protein signaling 11
Exons: 17
Coding region: 77-1468 (463 amino acids)
Biological process (GO): G protein-coupled receptor signaling pathway; intracellular signal transduction; regulation of G protein-coupled receptor signaling pathway
Source: RefSeq, a predicted model, not a curated record
GCGGGGCCGCGGGCAGGGGCGGGGCCGCGGGCAGAGGCGGCUCCGACACCCACCGCCAUCUGGCCUAGCCGGCGCCAUGGCCGGGGGACGCGCGGGAGCGCAGCUGCCGCAUCUCAGCAAGAUGGAGCGAGUGGUCGUGAGCAUGCAGGACCCCGACCAGGGCGUGAAGAUGCGGAGUCAGCGCCUGCUCAUCACCGUCAUUCCGCACACGGUGGCUGGCGGCGACAUCGCGGAGUGGCUGAUCCAGAAAUACUGCCUCUCCGAGGAGGAGGCCCUGCACCUGGGCACCCUCCUGGUGCAGCACGGCUACCUGUACCCUCUGCGCGACCCCCGCAGCCUUGUGCUCCGGCCCGACGACACACCCUACAGGUUUCAGACGCCCUAUUUCUGGACGAGCACCCUGGGGCCAGCCACGGAGCUGGACUACGCCAUCUACCUGGCCAAGAAGAACAUCCGAAAGCAGGGGGCCCUGGUCGGCCAUGAGAAGGAGCACUAUGACCAGUUGCACAGGAAGAUGAACCACGCGUGGGACCUGGUGGUGGUGCAGGCCAGGGAGCAGCUACGGGCAGCUAAGCAGCGCAGGAAGGGGGACAGGCUGGUUAUCGCGUGCCAGGAGCGGACGUACUGGCUGGUGAACAGGCCCCCGCCGGGCAUCCCUAGCGUCCUGGAGCAAGGUCCAGAGCGCAGCUCCUGCGCCGCCGCCGGGCGAGCGCAGCUGAGCCCGGAGUUCUACAGGCAGGAGGUGGAGCGCUGCAGGAAGGCGCUGGCCAGGGCCCGGGUCAAGUCCUCCGUCUGCCUCGAGGCGUACCUGAACUUCAGCAGCCAGCGUGGCCCGCACGACCCCUUCCUGUCGGGCUGCCUGCCCAGCAACCCCUGGGUCACGGACGACGACACCUACUGGACGGUGAAUGCGCCCAGCGUGGCGGUGCCCACAAAGCUCCGCGUGGAGCGGUGGGGCUUCAGCUUCCAAGAGCUCCUGGGAGACCCCGUGGGACGGGCCCAUUUCUUGGCCUUCCUGGGGACGGAGUUCAGUGCCGAGAACCUCAGCUUCUGGGAGGCGUGCGAGGAGCUGCGCUACGGAGGGCAGGCCCAGGUCCCCGCGCUGGUGGACUCGGUGUACCAGCAGUUCCUGGCCCCCGGCGCCGCCCGCUGGGUGAACGUGGACAGCCGCACGAUGGAGAGCACGCUGGCGGGACUGCGGCGGCCACACCGCUACGUGCUGGACGACGCGCAGCUGCACAUCUACAUGCUGAUGAAGAAGGACUCGUACCCGCGGUUCCUGAAGUCGGCAGCGUACAGGGACCUGCUGGCGGUCGCCGUGGUCCCCGCGGAGGCCAGGAGACGGGCCUUUCCGUUCCUGCGGAAGCCGCCACACCCGAGCCCCAGCCCCACGCUCCUUCCCGCCUCCACAUCUGCAGAGCCUGUGGCUGCUGCAAGUGACUCUGCGUGCGGGGACAGGGGCACCUAGGUGGGCACCAGUGGGGGGCGGCCUGGCGGCUUCUGAGACCCGCGCCCGGUGUCCCCCUCUGCCCGAGGGCACGUGGGCCUCGUGGGCUCCCUUUGCCCCGUUCGAGCCCUCCCCUCCCCAGACGCACCGGCCCAGACGUGCUUCCCGGGACGAUGUCCGCACGUGAACUGGGUGGCCUGGAGCCUCGGGGACGAUGCGGGCCCAGCUGGGUGGGCCCCAUGAACCCCACGAGCCCCGGCGGCAUCUUGCACUCCCAUGGAUGGACCGGCUGGUGAACCGCAGGGCGUCUCCAGCAGGUGGCUCGUCGGGAGGAAGUGCGGGCUCCGGGGCAGAUACACCCUCCACGCUGUGCUGCAUGGCCUCGGGGACCCCCUUGCCAUGCCCCCAGUUCCUGCCCUUCAGCCAGCCCAGAGCCAGCCUCCCGUGUCCCGCCCACUCUGUGGCUGUCACUGCGAGUCCCACUUCAGCUGCAGGGACACAUCUAGCAGGUGUCCUCGAGGCUGUGGCUCCCGGCUCGGGGCAGGGGAGGCCCCUGGGGAAAGGAGCGGGUGCCUGAGCUGGAGUGAAGUACCCCUGCUACCCUUCCCGGUCCUGCCCAGUCCUGGCCUGGAAAUAAAAGACCCUUGGUCCUCAC